This is a messenger RNA of Oxyura jamaicensis (ruddy duck), 4203 nucleotides long. RefSeq names its product mediator complex subunit 26 (gene MED26). Lineage: Eukaryota; Metazoa; Chordata; Aves; Anseriformes; Anatidae. Gene Ontology annotation, biological process: regulation of transcription by RNA polymerase II; positive regulation of gene expression. Gene Ontology annotation, cellular component: nucleus; core mediator complex; mediator complex. The record is from RefSeq and is a predicted model, not a curated record. The transcript has 3 exons. Gene Ontology annotation, molecular function: transcription coregulator activity. Bases 331 to 2175 code for a protein of 614 amino acids.
AACGGCGUCGGGCGUGUCCCAGGGUGCCCUGCGCGGGGCUGGCUCCUGCCCACAGUUGAGUUGGGCCCCGAGCGGAGCGGAGCGGAGCCGAGCAGGCGGGCCCCGGCCCGGUCCUGGCCCGCCGCGGUCCCGUCCCCGCUCCGAGCUCCGUUCGCUUCUUCUUCUUCCUCUUCCCCCGCGCUUCGCGGGGAGCGAACAUGCGACUCCGGCUCCUCGAAGAGGCCGCCGCCGCCGCCGCCGCCGGCGAGUGAGGAGCCGCCGCCGCCCCGGCCCGGCCUGGCCCCGCCGCCCGCCCGCCCCGGCCGUCAGCCGCCCCGCGUCGCCCAGGCAAUGACAGCGGCUCCGGCCCCCUCCCCGCAGCAGAUCAGGGACCGGCUGCUGCAGGCCAUCGACCCGCAGAGCAACAUCCAUAACAUGGUGGCAGUGCUGGAAGUCAUCUCCAGCCUGGAGAAAUAUCCCAUUACCAAAGAGGCACUUGAGGAAACAAGACUUGGGAGGCUUAUCAAUGAGGUGAGGAAGAAGACAUCCAAUGAGGAACUUGCCAAACGUGCCAAGAAAUUGUUGCGGAAUUGGCAGAAGUUGAUAGAACCUGUAACCCAGAAUGAACCAGUGCCAAGAGGGUUGCCGAAUCCACCUGGAUCAGCAAAUGGGGGUGCUCACAACUGCAAACCAGAAGCACCGCUUCCUGCCGUGGCUGGAUCAAAGCCAAUCAGUGAAUUGAAAAGCAGGAAUGACAUACAGAAACUAAAUUCUCCAAAACCAGAGAAAUUGGGAAAUCGGAAAAGGAAAGGUGAACACAGGGAUGGGCAUCAGGGCCCUCCUCCCCAAAAAGUCUCCAAAGCUAGUCAUGAAGUAUUACAAAACUCUUCACCCCCUCCAACGAAUGGAAUUGGAGGUAGUCCUGAAAAUUUUCCUAGUCCUGUAGAUGUAAAUCUACACACAGGGCCUGAAAGCAGCAGGACAGAACUCAGUGAAAAUGAUAAACACAAUAAGAUUCCAGUAAAUGCUGUAAAACCUCACACCAGUUCUCCGGGACUUGUAAAACCUUCAAGCACUUCCUCGUUAUUAAAGACUGCAGUGCUUCAGCAGCAUGAUAAAUCAGAAGAAACCACAGGACCGCACCAACCUAAGAGUCCUCGCUGUUCCUCGUUUAGCCCUAGAAAUGUCAGGCACGAUACUUUUGCUCGGCAGCAUACUACGUACUCACCAAAGGAUUCAAUGCCUAGUCCAUCUCAAAGGUCUCAGUUCUUAGAUACUGCACAGGUGCCAUCACCGCCACCAUCCUUGAUGCAACCAUCCACACCUCCCAUGCCAGCAAAAAGACUGGAGUUCCCUCAGCAAUCAGUAACUGAGGUAUCUCAGCACUGGCAGGAGCAGCAGGUACCUUCUGAAAGCCAGCACAGGCAUACAGCAGGGACACUUCAACAGCACACAUCUCCCAGCUGCAAAACCAGCUCCCAUCCUGGGGAAUCUCUCACGCCACACGUGGGCUUUUCACAGGACACUUCAAAAAUGGACAGUGAUGAUGCUGCUUCAGGUUCAGAUAGUAAAAAGAAGAAAAGGUACCGACCUAGAGACUUUACAGUCAACUUGGACGGGCACGUGACAGAAGGGGGUGUGAAACCUGUGAGAUUAAAAGAGAGAAAACUCACUUUUGAUCCCAUGACAGGACAGAUAAAACCUUUAACACAGAAAGAUCCUUUGCAGGUAGAAAUCCCUGCACUUACUGAACAGCACAGGACAGAAACGGAAAAGCAGGAGCAAAAACCUAACCUGCAAAGCCCUUUUGAACAAACGAACUGGAAAGAAUUAUCCAGAAAUGAAAUAAUUCAGUCAUAUUUAAACAGACAGAGUAGCUUGCUGUCUUCAUCAGGAGUACAGACUCCAGGAGCUCACUACUUCAUGUCUGAAUAUUUAAAGCAGGAGGAAAGCACUAGAAAAGAGGCUAGAAAGACUCAUGUUCUAGCUCCUAACAGCAAACCUACAGACUUGCCUGGGGUCACAAGGGAGGUCACAAGUGAUGAUCUCAACAGAAUACGUGAACAUAACUGGCCAGGCGUGAACGGUUGUUAUGAUACACAGGGUAACUGGUAUGAUUGGACACAGUGCAUAUCUUUAGAUCCACACGGGGAUGAUGGUAGAUUGAACAUCCUGCCUUAUGUCUGCCUAGACUGAGUUCAGUUUUGCUAAAAUGCUUUUACAUCUGCAGUUAGCAAAAAUGGCAGACACUAUGCCACUUAAACACGGAGAAAGCCUCCUGUCCUGGACAAACAGGCCCAACGAGCAGAGGGUGAGAGGGAGCUGGGUAUUGACAGCUCUUUCCUUUAAAUUCUCCUUUUGUGAAAUGCUGCUACCAGUUUACUAACAAUUGCAAAGGAAGGCAUACGAAGGUUGAUAAACUGAGUUCAAAACUCUAUAGCGAGCCAGCUAUAAAAAAGUGUUAGUCCCCAAGAAGUGAAGAUGAUUUCCAGCACUUUCUGAAUGCCGGAAUCUUAUUACAGGCAGGUACAGAGAAAAUUGUGGAAGUUACCUUAACAAAAUAUGCAUCUAUUUAUUUGACUUGAUUUGGGUUUUUAUUUGGCAGUGAGAUAUUCGAGAGACAAUGUGCAAAAACUGUAGUUUUAUUUGUAUCACAUCUCUGAACAUGAUUGCGUUUUUAAAGUCAUGUGGUACGGAGAUUGGGUUUUAAACAGCAGGUGUUGCACUGCAGGCUGGGCGACCAGCUUCAGCUCAACAUUCCAUAGGCAUCCACAUAUUUUAGUCUGGUUUCAGUUUAAAUCCAGUCUCUGAGAAAUGCUGCAAAAACUAGAUGUUUAACGAUAUUUUUGAUCCCACCACCACCAGCCAAAUAUUUUUCCUCCUUUUCCCUUCCUGCAAACUUCUAGGAAAAAAAAAAAAAAAAAGAAAAUCUCACCUUUUCUAGAAUCUAAAUGUAAUGAGGGUGCUACGAGUUUGUAACUGUACUGUGAGAGGGAAAAAGGAAGCCUGUUUGUAUGCUGGAAAUAUACUUGUUACCAUUCCUUUAGAUAUUGUUUGCCUUAUGGAUAUCCAUCAUAAACGCAAUUUGCAAAAACAAAGAGCCUUAGUGAAUGUACAGUAACUAGACUUCUGUGUUCUUGGGAUGCAGAAGGGAGCAACUUUGCUAUUUGGUCCUUUAAGUGGACACAUUGUGAUAUAAAUGUGGAAAUAAAAAAAAUUUGCACAAAGCAGUUUGUGAAUUAUUUAUACUGAACUAAUUUAUUUUUAGAAGUUUGCUCGAUUCAAACUAACUGAGAAUCCAUUGGAGCAGUGUGGCGAAGCUGAAUCCCAUCUGACAGUGUCAAAAGCAGCUGGCUGUUAGGGAUAUAUAAGAUGUCUUCCAAGUAUAUUGGUGGUAUUCAGUCGCACAGGUUGGAUUUUUUUUAAACUCUGGUUGCAUCCAGGGUUUAGAGACUGAUAACCCAAUUACCGUUAACGUACCUCAAAGUCUAAAAAGAUCGUAGUUCAUCUUUUCUGAGUAAUUUUGUAAUAUAUUAUUCCGAAUUGUUAAAAAUGAUUUCUAAAGCAGCCUAAUUCAGUAUAGAAAGCUAAGAAUUUUUAUUAACUGUAAUUGCUUUAACAUUUGGGACUAGUUGUUUUCUACAGUCCCUGGUACUGGGCUUCUGUCCAGGGGAAAAGGGGAGGGGACACAAUACCAAAAACGUUUCUAGGUUUAGUGAUGUUAACUCAUUUGUGCUGGAUCUCACCUCUGUGGAAGAGCCUUGGCAAAAGUAGUUCUGCUGCCUUUGAGAGCAAAGUCAAGCUCUUCGGUGUCAGAUCAUAUCUUAAAAAGGUGUUCCUCACCAGGUAUACAUUAGGUGGAUCGUUCCAUGCAAUACAACUGAAAACGUUUGGUUUAUUUUGAAGUCAUUCUUGUGAAAACCUACUGCUUUUGUGAUUUGACCGGUAUUGAAAUGUGUGAGUGUCUCAGAAACGUUACUGAUGUCUGUUUGCUUCCAUUUCUCUAAUUUGAGGUCUGCGUGAAAUCUCCUAUCCUGAAAAAGUGGUUACCAAAAAAUGUUUCCAAGUAUAUUUUCAGUUUACUUCCGUUUUAUCCUUCUACAGUUGAUGAGGUCAGGCAGUGUGUUGUAGAGUUGCAGAAAGUUAUCUUGCAACUCAAAAAGGUAGAUUUGAUGGUAGAGGGCUAAAAAGAUGGUCAUUUUGCAAAAUGCUUAUUUUGUUUUA